AUGCUCCAGCCACGAGGCGCCAGCGAGAAGAGAUUGGUCGAUGGAAGCUUCGAGACGAACCUCCUCACCCGCUAUGCUAUUGUCUUCCUCGUCAAGGCGCGACGGCGCAGGCUGCUGCGGUGGCUGUGCAAGCCCUGUCGCGGUCUCCCGCCCAGGCUAAACAUCUUCGUCAAGAUACAAGGCUGCGCAGGUCUUUCCAAAGCCUACGCGCUGCGCUUCGUCGCCAAGAAUACAUCGAUCCCCAUCCCCGAGGUCUACCAUGCAUUCGUCAACAAGGACAAGUCCUAUAUCGUCAUGGAACAGAUCGAGGGCGAAAUGGCAGCGGCCGACUGGCUCCAGCGCAGCGAGGAGUCGAGGUCAAAGAUACGCGAGCAAUUUCGCCACAUGCUCGCGGAGCUUCGAACGGUGCCUUGCCCUGAAGGCACCAAGAUCGGCGCCCUUGACGGCGGGCCAUUCGGCGACUGUCGCCUGCCCUCGAGGAAUCUCUGGGAACCAUACCAUACGGUUCGCGGCUUCCACGCAGCCCUUGUAGAAGGCUUCGACCUCAACGUCGUCUCUACGGAUCUUCGUGAAGGCCUACCAGAGCCGUUGUAG
Molecule: messenger RNA, 594 nt
Organism: Emericellopsis cladophorae
Lineage: Eukaryota; Fungi; Ascomycota; Sordariomycetes; Hypocreales; Bionectriaceae
Product: Protein kinase-like domain protein
Exons: 1
Coding region: 1-594 (197 amino acids)
Source: RefSeq, a predicted model, not a curated record